Dreissena polymorpha is the source of this 9830-nucleotide messenger RNA. RefSeq lists its product as uncharacterized. The coding region runs from base 28 to 2619 and encodes 863 amino acids. The record is from RefSeq and is a predicted model, not a curated record. The transcript is spliced from 7 exons. Gene Ontology annotation, molecular function: cation binding; protein serine/threonine phosphatase activity. NCBI's taxonomy places the organism in Eukaryota, Metazoa, Mollusca, Bivalvia, Myida, Dreissenidae. Gene Ontology annotation, biological process: protein dephosphorylation; negative regulation of protein kinase activity.
UUGGUUCAGAAAUGAAAACAUACUGGAAUGGAGAGUCAGAAAAGUCAAGAUUUUAAACAGUUUUUAAAGGAGUUUUGCGAUGAAUUUAAGAAGAAGUGUGAAACGGAUGAUUCAAUACCACUGAGAGUUGCAAAUCCACGAAUAACACCUUCGGAAUUAGAAGGCGAGUGCCUGGAUUGGUGUCUGGACCACUUGUCGGCAAGAGGAUGUCCUACAGGAUUUUCAUCCCUGAUUGCCCGUGACGUGUUCACACGACUAUUGGCUGGUGACCUUCAGCAGUUUUGUACAGAGAACAGUUUGAAUAACGGAGGGGAUAGUGAGACAACUGGGGGCAAGGAUGAAAGAAAUGAACAAUACAAGAAAGUCAAAGAGUAUGAUGCAGAGAUACUUCAGAAACACCUUCUGUUGUUGCUGGAAGCAGUGUGCAAGUUAUGGCUCGCCAACUUUCCCGUGUUCAGCGUCAGUGGGCGAGAGCCAGUCGUGUCGUUCCAUGCCAUCAAGAACACACGGCGUAAGAUGGAGGACACGCAUGUCAUUAUACCGGACCUCAAUGCGCUCUUCGGAAUCACGGAUCAACCACCCCAGGCCUUCUACGCUGUGUUUGAUGGCCAUGCAGGCACAGAUGCCCCCAUUUUUGCUGCCAAGCACCUCCACUGCAAUCUGGUCCACAGAUGUGGCCUUGCUCAGGAUCCCGCAAUGGCUUGCAAGAAAGCCUUCAAAGUCACAGAUGAGCAGUUUAUUGUCAAAGCAAUACAAGAGCAAUGGCGCAGUGGCUGUACGGGUGUGACGGCCUUGUUGCGGGGGAGCAGUGUGUACCUGGGGUGGCUUGGAGAUUCCCAGGCCAUGCUGGUGAAGGAUGGUAGAGUUGUAACAAAGAUGGAGCCCCACAAGCCGGAGAGGCAGGAUGAGCGAGACCGUAUUGAGGAAGCAGGAGGCUAUGUAGCGCUGGUUGCGGACAUGUGGCGAGUAGGUGGCAAUCUGGCGGUCUCCAGAGCUAUAGGUGAUGUACAAUACAAACCGUUUGUCUCGAGUGAUGCCGAAGUCCUGAACAUCAAGUUUGACGGCACAGAAGAGUACAUGGUUCUGGCCUGCGAUGGAUUGUGGGACGCAGUUACAGAGCAGGAACUACCACGCCUAGUGUAUAACUACGUGAUGGAAAAUGACGGCGAUUUAAAGGGUGUUGCAAAACAUUUGGUGCAGUACGCGAAAGACAGCGAUUCUCAGGAUAACAUUUCUGUUAUAGUGGUUUUCUUCAGGGAUACAUUAAUGGAGCCACAGGCCGAUGCCGGUCUCUUCAAUUUUUUGGGCCAAGAUUCAUAUCAGGAUUCGAAUGAUUCCGGUAAUAACAAAGAUGAUAUUAAUAAAGGGAGCGGUAACUCAGGUGAUGAUAAUGAUGAUGAUAAGUCAGGGAGAGAAAAUGGUAAUGGUGACGGUGGUAAUAUUAAUUUUAAUGUAAAUGGAAGUUGUUUUGGUGGAGAAAGCAAUAGAAGAAAUAAAGAUGCAGAACAGACAGAUAAUGAAAGAAAGAUAGAUGAAUACAUUGAUCAAGAACUUGGUGUCCUAGCUGAUCUGCCAUGUGAGGAAAACGAUAAAUCAGAAGAAAAUGUCAGGUACUCUGAGACAAGCGAAGAGCAGCAAAAUAAUGAAAUUGAAAAUGAUACAAAUGAACCAUUAGAAGAGCUCAAACUAAGAUCUUUUGAUCAGUUUGAAAAUAAUGAUGAAGCUGAAGCAGGGAUUGCUGUGGAGAACAGGAGAAAACUACUGACUGAAAUUGAUCACAAGAGUUUCAUGUAUGGAACAUCAAAUUUAAGCGAGCUGCUUGGAGGUAAAGAUGCUUUACAAAUCAGUGAGUCAGAUCCAGAUUAUUAUGGGGUGUUUAACACAAGAUUAGUUGAUGGACCAAUAGAUUUAGAUCACCUAGAUGAAAUAAAUUCAUCUCUUUUGCUCAAGGAUAUUGCAGAGUCUGUUUACAAGCACAAUCUUGAUGAGGAUCAGGAUUCAACAGACCCCAAAACAAGAGCGAAAAUCAAUGAAAAUUGUUUUGCCAAUUUUGACAAAGAUCUUGAAUUGAGUGUUAAAAACCACCUGAAAACUGAGAAGUAUGGUCAAAAGAAAAGAGAAGAAAGAUUGAAGGAAGCGACUAAACUCCAGAGGCGAGAUCCAAGAGGUAAAGGCAAGUCCCCUGUUUGUUGGGCAUUUACUGGUAAAAACCGAGCCUCAGUACAAAACUACAAACUCAACUUGGCAGCUAAAUCAUUUCAUCGCGGGUCAAAUGCAUUGUUUGCCGCAGAGGACAUUCCAAAUGUGAAACCACCAGCACCAAAAUUUGCUCAAAAUUACUCGCAAAACGAAAACGUACAUAACAUUGCUAACAUUACAAUGUCGCACAAUAAACUCGAUAGUCUACCCCCACCGUUGCCGAAGAUAUUGCCCUCUAGCUUGGAGACACUUUCUGGGUUUAAGGUGUUUGGAAGCAAGGCAGGACGUCAGAAUGGAGGUCAGAAGUUUCACACGACUUGGCGUCCUCGCAAACCCCUAAAGCCCAUCUCCAGUGUGGUUUAUGAGACUCCUCCAACACCAUUCAUGAACUCUAAGAUAGAUGUUUCUCGUCAGCAUUAGAGCCUCAGUCUGCAGAAACUGGACUUUAUGCAUGUGCCUAAAAUCUUAUCCCAGAUUAGCCUGUGCAGUUUGCACGGGCUAAUCACAAACAACACUUUCCCUCUAAAGUGGAUAUUCAUUUAGUAAAGAUUACCCUUAAAAGAACAAUUCCAUACAAACAGAAAGUGUUGCCCCAUUGUCCCUGAUUAGCUUGUUCAUACUGCACAGGCUUAUCUGGGAGGACACUUAACGCAUGAGCUUUAGGCCCAGUUUUUCUAGAACUCUGCUAACUUGAUACUGUUUGUUUGGCAUUAUGUCUCUGAACAAAUUUGCGAGGUUUGGAAUUAACAUUAUUUAAGAAAAGUUGGUGAAUAGAUUAAGCACGAGAUUGCUUUAGUGUUUAAACAUACACAUGUACAUUUUUAAAUCUAUAACUCAGGAAAAUAUCGGGCCUUUAACAACUACAAAUGCAACAAUCUCUGUUAAUGCAAACAGUUGCUUUUACUCAGUCUAGUUCAGUUUGACAUUCUCAACAGUUUUUAUACAUGUACUAGGUUCCAAGAUUAUCAUGAAAUUUACCAGUAAUAAAAAACAUAGGCUAAAAUAAUCUUACUCUGUCCAUGUUUUGAUGGAUAAAAAUUAUCAGUUAUGGCUAUGCCGUAUUGCAAAAACUUGCCUUGAUUAUUUUAUUAGCUCGGCGUUUUCGGAGAAAACCCGAGGUAUUGUCAUAGCCAGCUCGUCGUGUCGUCCGCCGUCCACGUCGUGCUUAAACCUUAACAUUGGCUCUAAAAUCAAAGUGCUUCCGCCUACAACUUUGAAACUUCAUAUGUAGAUGCACCUUGAGUUCUACAUGCCACAACCAUUUUGGGGUCACUAGGUCAAAGGUCAAGGUCAUCGUGACCUCUUAAAAAAAUAUAAUAAAAAAAAUCUGACAAGCUUUCAUUUAUUAAAAACUGCACCCGUAGCCGAGCGUGGCACCCGUUAUGCGGUGCUCUUGUCUUGUAUAUCUUUUAUAUUGUGUAGCUGAUAAAUAAUAAGCUCUUAUAAAUCAAAUAAAUUGCGUUUUACCACUCUAGAGACCACAUUUAUGACUUUAUUUUGAUUAAAAUUGGUCCAAUGUUCAUCUUAAAAAUAUCUGACCUACAUGUAGGCUCAAAUCUUGAUCAUUCUUAUAGAAAAACUUUUUCACACAAUUAUAUCUUAUAAAACUAUUGUGCUUUGGAGAAGCCGCAUUUUAUGAAACAAACUUGACAAAACUGGGUCAGAAUAUUUAUCCUUGCAAAGGUCAAAUUUGGGUCCUGUGUUUCAAAAAAGUAGAUCUAGUGGUAAAAUCUUAGAAAAAAACAUGUUUACACUCUAAAAUCCUCCUUAAUGAGUCAAUCUUGAUGUGGCACGGUGGAAUGUUUAUCUUGACAAUAUUAAUGCCAGGUUUGAAUCUGAGAAAAGUGAAAAUAAAAACCACCAUAGUUUACCAGGUUAAGGUUGCCACACUUUGUGUAUCUUGUUCUCAGUUAAGCACUUUUGAGCCUUAAUGGCCCACCUGUUCAUCGAGUUUCUUUCUUUUAAGUUUUUCGGCGUAGCUGUUUAACGUCACUUUUGACCUUACCUGACCUUUUUAAUUCAAAUAAAAUUUCCCACUGCUAGACACGAAUGAAUACACUUCAUUUAUUCCAUUGACUGAUUUGAACAUACCACCAAAACAUUGGAAACAUGAACGUGUCUUUGUAACACUGUUUUACUGCUUGUUCAGCAUGAAACAAUUUUAUCUCUUAUGAAAAGGCUUGAUAGAUAGAACAGUUUUACACUCAACUCUCGACAUCAAUACAGUUUGUGCGUGCACCUUUUAUUUUAAGAGGAUUUCCAGCGCCAGAGCGUUUGUACUUGAAGGCUAUGUUCUCAUAUUAAGUAAUUACUUCCAUAUUCCUGUCUGUUUACUAUUAUAUCUAAGUUCAUAAAAGUAUCAUUUUUCCCUAUCCUGAUAUUCGUUUUGACCAAACCAUUUUAAAGUGUUGACAUGGUAAAUGUCUUGCUUUUCGAAAUAACAUACAUCUGUUCUUGUAUAUCAAACUUGUUCUCCAGUUUGGUCUAACCCAUCUAUGCCUAGCGUCUAAAAAAAAGGCCUUGGCAAACAGCAUAGACCCAGAUGAGACGCCCCAUGAUCCCUAAUUUUAGAAAUAGAUUGAUCCAAUUUAGAAGGAUGGCAGAGUUCAUUAGGCUAAAAUGGGUUAAGUUUUCACAGUUUCAUUUGAUAUUUUAAGAGCUCUGCAGCUAUGAAGAGACGAGGAUUAAUUAAACGUAUUGAAAACAGUCUUGGCAGUACACGGCCUUUUAAGCGCAAGUUUCCACAAAUGAGUCCCAAAUAAUAGAUGUCUAAUUGCUUUUGAACAUGUGUAUAGCUUCUUAUUUUCAGAUACCCUUAAGUGUUGUUACAUUUACAAAUCUAUGUUGUUUUUGGGAAUGUUUUUUGAAAAUAUUUUGGAUAAUUGUUUUUAACUUUUUGUGUAUUUCUUUUUACUUCUUUGAAUGCCAGUUAUCAUGCAUUUGUAUGACUUACAGUCUUAUGUACUUACUUUUCAAUCACACCUUUAUUUAUUUAACAAAACUAUCCCUGAUCAUUAUUUGUAUUUGUAUGUUUGAUUUAUUGGUUUUUGUCUAGUCAUUUGUCAGCUUACUGUUUAAGACUUACAGCUAUUGUACACUGUUGCAUUAACAAUUGUAUUUAAAUUACAAAAGAUAUUACACAAUUUUUGUUAUAGUUAUAGUUAUACAAUUAUAAUUGAAAUAAUUUGAAGCUAAAUGUUGGCAAUUGUGGUAAUAAUAGCUUGUCUUCCUAAUGCUUGUUAUCAACCCAUGUGGUUGAAUUCCCACACAUCAGAACUCCAAACCAUUUGUUGUCCCCCACCAUCCGAUAUUGUUUUGGACGUUGUCCAUCCGUCUUUUCGUCCGUCCGUCUUUCCGUCCGUCAGGAGCAAUAUCUUGGAAGUGCUUUGGCGGAUUUCAUUGAAACUUAAAACAUUGAAACUUGGUAUGAGUAUAUAUGGAUAAGAGGAUGAUGCACGCCAAAUGGCAUUGUACACCAUCUGUUAAUAAUUGAGUUAUGGCCCUUUGUAUCUUGAAAAAAAUGCUUUUUUGAGUGUCAAAUAUAACACUUUUGUGUCCAGAAACAUAUUGGCGGGGGAUAUCAAUUCAACGAAUUUGCUUGUUAUUACAGCAAUGAACAACAAUAAGCUGUAGUUGAUGUAUAAACCCUUUCCUCCAUAAGAAGCAAAGUGAAAAUGUUUUUUGCAACCAACAUGAAACCAGAACAGCUAGCGAGUUACUUUCUGUCUGUUCAGGAUUUAGGCUGUUUGCUGCUCAUCAGUGCCUUAAGGUUGAAAAUAAAGCCUUUGAAACUUGUAUUUAGUAAUAAAAGUAUUUAAUUAAACUUAACCUUCUAUGGGACAACAAAUGUGUCAAAAUAUGUAUCUAAGUGGUAAAGGGUAAAUUAUACCUUUGCGCUACAGUUUCUUAUAUGAGCGAUCAAGGCUCCUCAUGGCAUCCUCAAACUUGUACUGGUCAUAGUUGAGAUGAAAACCUCUGAGGUCGCAUGGAGUUAUAUGUAGCAAGUUUUUUAAAUCGUGGUAUAGAAAUUGUAAGUUGAAUAUAAAGGGGCAGAACUUAAGCAAUUAUUUAUGUUGGAUAUCACAAAAAUACAUGUGCAACUUCAUAUUCUUAGAAAUAAUGCAUGUAAGAAGAAUUUUUUUACAUCGAACAGUUUUAAGCACUUUGUUGGACGAGUUUGGGUUUACAGACAGACAGAUUGACUGACUUGCAUUGUGUGACCAGGGUUUGGCUUUAUCCCCUCUUUACACGGUGUGGAGGGUGGGGUAUGGAUAUAUUAAUUUAAUACCACAUUUAUACCUCAGUGUUUUAAUUUGAUAUUCUCUUAGUAUAUAAGGGCUAUGACAAGCGAAAGGCUUAACUCUCCCCCUGAUGUUAGUCUAAGUCUACUUGGGUUACCCAAGGGUAUACCGGUUAUUGAUUUUUGCUAAACCUAUUGUAACUGUAAAUGAUUAAUUUAUGAUGUAAGUUUCUUUUCUUUUGAUAUUGUUGUUGUUUUAUGUUUAAGUGUUUUUUUUAUUCACAUGUAUAACUAUGUUAUCUUGUAUCCGUUUUUUGGGUUAUAAUGUAACAAUAUUAUUAUAUUGUGUAGUGUAGUGAGUUAUAAAAAAACAACACUAAUCAGGAAUAGUAGUACUUUAGAAUGUGGACCCUGGAAUGCCUUGUAAUUGUCUCUGUUGUGCAGAUGCUUGCCAUAUGUUUUGAGAUUCUGUAUGUACUGUACAUGUAUAUAUUAUUUUUAUGCCCCCCUUCGAAGAAGAGGGGGUAUAUUGUUUUGCACAUGUCGGUCCGUCCGUAUGUCCGUCCACCAGAUGGUUUCCGGAUAACUCAAGAAUUCUUAGGCCUAGGAUCAUGAAACUUCAUAGGUACAUUGAUCAUGACUCGCAGAUGACCCCUUUUGAUUUUGAGGUCUAAGGUCGAGGUCAGGGUGACCCGAAAUAGUAAAAUGGUUUCCGGAUGAUAACUCAAGAACGCUUAUGCCUAGGAUCAUGAAGCUUCAUAGGUACAUUGUUCAUGACUCGCAGAUGACUCCUAUCGAUUUUCAGGUCACUGGGUCAACGGUCAAGGUCACGGUGACCGGAAAUAGUAAAAUGGUUUCUGGAUAAUAACUCAAUAACGCUUAGGCCUAGGAUCAUGAAACUUCAUAGGUACAUUGAUCAUGACUCGCAGUCGACCCCUAUUGAGUUUGAUGUCACUUGGUCAAAGGUCAAGAUCACGGUGACCCGAAAUAGUAAAAUGGUUUCCGGAUGAUAACUCAAGAACGCUUAUGCCGGAGAUCAUGAAACUUCAUAGGUACAUUGAUCAUGACUUGCAGAUGACCCCUAUUGUUUUUUAGGUCACUAGGUCAAAGGUCAAGGUCAUGGUGACCUGAAAUAGUAAAAUGGUUUCUGGAUGAUAACUCAAGAACGCUUAUGCCUAGGAUCAUGAAACUUCAUAGGUACAUUGAUCAUGACUCGCAGAUGACCCCUAUUGAUUUUCAGGUCACUAGGUUAAAAGUCAAGGUCACAGUGCCAAAAAAACGUAUUCACACAAUGGCUGCCACUACAACUGACAGCCCAUAUGGGGGGCAUGUUAUACAAACAGCCCUUGUCAUAAUAUGCCUUUGUUUUAACAGUAGGUGUGCAUCCUCACAUGCAUCAAGGUCAAAGGUGUUAUAGUUUUGUUGCGUUUUAGCUCACCUGAGCAGACCAUGCUUGUGACUCAUUUCAUUUGUCGUCUGCUUACAACAUUUAUCUAAUAAACUAUUCAGGUGACAUACUGAACAGUUGAGUUCCUUUAGGUUUCAGGUCAGCCCCCUUAACCCUCUACCACUUAGGUUCAUAUUUGUAUGCAUUUUUAGUCCCUUAGAUAGCUAAAUAUAACUUAAGACCUUUCUUACUAGAUUCAAGUUUUAAAAUCUUCAUAUCCAACCCUUAGAUACUGAUGAGCAGCAAACAGCAUAAAACCUGCACAGACUGCAAGUUACUCGCAGGCUGUUCUGGUUUUAUGCUCUUUGCAAAUACCCAUUUUCACUUUGCUUCUGAGUGGGAAAGGGUUCAGGCUUGUUUGCAUUACUGCUUCUAAAGUUCUUGUCCUUUUGAUCAUGUUUUCCUAUUUAAUAAGUUUAUAGUUAAACACCACAAAGAGGAGAUUGCUUCUUCAGCCAAAUUGUUUUAUUGUAGACUGCAACAAACCUGAAUGUAUUUUAAUUUUCUACUUUAUGUCAUACUUGAUCAUGCUUUUGUUAGGACUAUCUAUUUAAACCAGUAAUGUAUAUAUGCUAUAUGUGAGUAAAACAUUUAUUAUGCCCCCCUUCGAAGAAGAGGGGGUAUAUUGCUUUGCACAUGUCUGUCGGUCUGUCGGUCGGUCCGUCCGUCCACCAGGUGGUUUCCGAAUGAUAACUCAAGAACGCUUGGGCCUAGGAUCAUGAAACUUCAUACGUACAUUGAUCAUGACUCGCAGAUGACCCCUAUUGAUUUUGAGGUCACUAGGUCAAAGGUCAAGGUCACAGUGACCCGAAAUAGUAAAAUGGUUUCCGGAUGAUAACUCAAGAACACUUAGGCCUAGGAUCAUGAAACUUAAUAGGUACAUUGAUCAUGACUCGCAGAUGACCCCUAUUGAUUUUCAGGUCACUAGGUUAAAGGUCAAGGUCACAGUGACCCGAAAUAGUAAAAUGGUUUCCGGAUGAUAACUCAAGAACGCUUAUGCCUAGGAUCAUGAAACUUGAUAGGUAGAUUGAUUAUGACUAGCAGUUGACCCCUAUUGAUUUUCAGGUCACUAUGUCAAAGGUGAAGGUCACGGUGACCUGAAAUAGUAAAAUGGUUCCCAGAUGAUAACUCAAGAACGCUUAUGCCUAGGAUCAUGAAACUUCGUAGGUAGAUUGAUAAUGGCUGGAAGAUGACCGCUAUUGAUUUUGAGGUCACUAGGUCAAAGGUCAAGGUCACGGUGACCCGAAAUAGUAAAAUGGUUUCCGGAUGAUAACUGAAGAACACUUAUGCCUAGGAUCAUGAAACUUGAUAGGUAGAUUGAUCAUGACUCGCAGAUGACCCCUAUUGAUUUUCAGGUCACUAGGUCAAAGGUCAUGGUGACCCAAAAUAGUAAAAUGGUUUCCGGAUGAUAACUCAAGAAUGCUUAUGGCUAGGAUCAUGAAACUUCAUAGGUACAUUGAUCAUGACUGGCAGAUGACCCCUAUUGAUUUUCAGGUCACUAAGUCAAAGGUCAAGGUAACAGUGACAAAAAACAUAUUCACACAAUGGCUGUCACUACAACCGAGAGCCCAUAUGGGGGGCAUGCAUGUUUAAUUAUAAUUUAAAUUCUUAUGUAUAACUUAAAGAAACUGGUAUGACUGGUAUCAAAUAUAAUCUUAAUAUACACGUACCACUUAACUUAUAAGUUUUUAAUAUGUUCAAUAUGUAUAUUGAUGUAAAUGAACAAUAUCAUAUGUGUAUCCAUAUUACCUGUACUUAGUUUGAUUAUCUAAGGAAUGCAAAACUAUAAUUACAUGUAUAUUUGAUGUACAAUUCCAAUGUUAUGUUUAUAUAUGUUCACUUAAGUACUCGUUUUAUUGUUGUAAUCGUGUAACCGUCUACUGUUAUUCCCACGUUUGGAACGAAUCCAGUCUAUAUUUGUAUUAAAUAAUUCAUCCUCUGUAA